CUUGUAGUAGAUGCCGUAAACGGAAUCUGCCGUGCGAAUACGUCCAUGACUUCCUGAACCAAUAUGGCAGUAACUCGCAGGGCCAGGAUAAUUGGUGCUCAAUACCGACAACUGUUGAGAACUUUGGCAAUGAUCCAUCCAUGCUCUCCAGUAUUAAUGCGUUUAUACCAACCUUUGAUGAGAUAAUCAAUGGCGAUAUGAGUAGCUCAAUUGGGCUUCAGCCUGGCCCAGGGCUUUCGUCUUUGUUGGAAGACUUGGUAGCGCCAGGGUCGGGAAGCUUGCCACAGCAACUGGUAGCUCCCCCGAACCCAAUAGCAAAACAUAUACCUAUCAAUAUUUACUUUCAGCCAACUCUCGAUCCAAUAGGCGACGCAAGCGAACUUUCUUGGCUGCAAGUUGGAGACAGCCAUACCCCUGACACCGAAAGAAGCAAGCCAAAGACCUCGGUGACUCAAAAAAGGGAAACAAUCGAAUCCAAAUUGACAAAAAAAUUAUUAAUCGGACAGCUUUUCAAUUACUUGAACCUGAUGAACAGCAGCCGUCUUCCGCCCUUUAUCUUUACCGCGUGCAAACAAGGCGAAGGCUGCGGAUUGAAUGGAAGCCACCAAUGUCUACUACGGCCUCUAGAAAAUUGCCGUGCGAUUAUAACGAUGGCGGAGAACAUCGCGACGUCAAACAAGGGUUUUGUCUGGGCGGUUGUCGAAAAUGAAGUGCUGCGAUUGUAUAAAGAUCUGUCAAACAUGGAUUGUUAUGAGGUCCAGGCAUCAUUGCAAGCGUGCACCAUUUAUGCCCUACUAUAUGCACGCUAUAUCAGGCCAGUUCAAGCCGGAGGUGUACUUUCAGUUAUAAAAGCAAUCAUAGACUUUGGCCGACACCUCCAUAGUAUGCAUGACUUUCGAAGUCCGUUGGGCCCAGAUGAAAGUGCCAUCAGGCAAGAAUGGAUACUAAGGGAGGGCACUCGCCGGACAAUCUGCGUUCUUUACGGUAUAGAACUUCUCCUAGACGUCUUCAAGGAAGAUCCAGAUCAUGUGAAAUGCCGGGGACUCGAAAAUGUUCCUCUCCCAUGCACGCGAGAUCUCUGGGAACCUGUCCCGGACCCGGUAUGGAUCAGGCGGUAUCAAAACUCCGUGUCGCUGCAACACGGCGUUGAGAGUAUGUGCCUUGGCACGAUACAGUCUUCAAUAUUCCUGUUGAAUGGACGAAGUACCGAUGUCGAAUCGAAACAAUCUGACUCUCAUGAGGCGAUUUCUCGUUGGUGUGAAGAGGCUGAUGAGCUUGGAACGCUUGUAUGGAUGACGAUUUUGGUGGAAACAAGAUGAGCUAGCGAUACGUUUGAGAUUGGGAAUAUGAAUUGGCAAAGUCUUUCUCGCCAUAUUUGAGCUCAAAAUAUAUAAUAUCGACUCUUAUAUUGC
Trichoderma atroviride IMI 206040 is the source of this 1412-nucleotide messenger RNA. RefSeq lists its product as uncharacterized. Gene Ontology annotation, biological process: regulation of DNA-templated transcription. The record is from RefSeq and is a predicted model, not a curated record. Gene Ontology annotation, molecular function: zinc ion binding; DNA-binding transcription factor activity, RNA polymerase II-specific. NCBI's taxonomy places the organism in Eukaryota, Fungi, Ascomycota, Sordariomycetes, Hypocreales, Hypocreaceae.